CGAGUGGUGGUCCGUCCUAUUGAUCGACCUAGAUCUGCAGUUGGUCUCCGCGCUUCGUCACGAAUGCGCGUCUUCUCUUUCGAGCAACGCGUCUCGACGACGUUUCUCCUCUCUUCUUUGAGCGUCUUUGUUCCUGACUCCUCAUUUCUCCUUCUUACAAUUAAAGAACAAGAAGAAGAGUAACGAGAUCUCACUAGCUACGAUUCUUAACGAAUCUCGAGAAGGUCGAUUAUUUUUCUCCGGAGCAGUGAAACGUGUCACCUGUGAUCGAGAAAACUUACGAUUGGAUUGCUUCCUUGGGAAAUCGUAAAGAAGAAAAAUGGACAAAGUCGACGUCCGAUGUACGAAUUCUUCGCGAGAAGGAUGAAAGCACGAAUGAUUUGCAACAGGCUGCACGAGGCGCGCUGAGAAGUUCUAGCGCGUUAUAACGGAGGAACGACCAGCUCUCUUGUUAACUCUUCUAUUUUCAUUGUUCUUAUCGACGACGAUCGAAAGAAGAAGAUCCAUCCUUUCGUUCGUUCGUUCGUUGCUAUUCGUACGAUUCUUCGAGGAUUUUUCCAGAGUUCCGCAUCGUUAGAUCGAUUAGCCGCACAUCGUACAGCCACAGUCGUUCAAGAAACGAGAAAUCACGAUACGGUAUGACGAUAUAUCGAAUGUAACGGGAGAGGAACAGCCGCCGACAUGUGGACGAAUCGUUUGAUUAUAGUGGCGGCAAUUGUACUCGCGGUUGCCAACGUCUGUCAUGCGGAGUGCCAGACACGCUCGGUCUAUUGCUACGAAUGCGAUUCGUGGACAGAUCUACGAUGCAAGGAUCCGUUCAAUUACACGGCACUUCCUAGAGAUCAGCCACCAUUGAUGACGUGCAAUGGAUGCUGCGUCAAGAUGGUCCGAAAUGCAAAAUCACCAUACGAGAGCGUUAGAAGGACCUGCAUUUCGCAGCUACAGAUAAACUUAUUCAUGGUGGACCACGUGUGCAUGAUGGAAAGUACCGGCACUGGUCACAUGUGCUUCUGUGAGGAGGAUAUGUGCAAUCGUGUAUCCCCGACUUCGUGUUCGAAUCCCACCCUCCUCCUCUUACUCCUCUCGACCAUAUUCUUUCUAAGCUCGAACGUUUUAGGAGGCCAAGCUUGCUUUGUAGAACGUUGCAAUGGUCACAUUGUAUAACACCGAUUCGUUGUUCGAUCCACUUAGAGAUCACCAAAGGUUCCAAUCGUUUCUCCCUCUUUCUCCCACCUUUCUCUUUAUUCCCUUUUUUAUCUCGUCCAAAAACUUACAAGUUUAGCAUUUUGCAAAAAGUCGUUGCGACUACUUCGACGUAGAAUAGAACGGAGUCUAUUGUCUUUCGCGUAGAUAUCAUUUGAUCUCUUUCUCUCUUUCACUUUUUCUCCCUUUUCUUUUUUUUUAUUUUUUUUUUCUCUAUUUUCACUCAUCAUUUUCCAACAUUUCUUAGCAGUGUGAAAGCAGCGGACAUCGAGAUAUGCCGAGAAGGAAACAAUACCAUCGUUUUAGAAGAGCUUUAUAAAAAUUUACGUAAGAUAUCGUUCAGAAAGAUAGAUUCGCGUUAACUUUGUACUCUGUUUGCGAGAUCGUUCAGUGGUAUUAACACUGUCUCAGAAAUCUGAUGUUAAGGCAAAGCUAAGAAGUUAACGCGGAUCGAUCGACUUAGAAACGGCAAAAUCCUGUCUCGUCCUUCCUCGUCACGAUCGCGUUCGUUAAUCUUUCAUUAGAUUGCACCUCACUCCGAUCUUCUCUCGCACUCGGUGCACUUUUUCUCUCUCUCUCUCUAUUUCUCAAUUUAUAUUUCUUCUUUGUCUCCCCUCGCGUGCCCAAUUGGACGUACAUCGGCAUUAUCUAGCGCUUCAUGCUCGAAACAAAAAUUGAUGCCGAGAAAAUUAGCGAAUAGAUGACGAUUCGCGAAACGUAGGCCGCAUGGUGUUCUUCGGCAUGUCAAUUCAACAGGGUCAUCGACGUGGCACCGUCGAUGCAGCGACUACAAUGACGGCGAUCAGCGAGCAACGUACCAAAGAGAAUCUUUACGACUAGCAAAAGCCGAAUCAGUAUGAGCGUGCUUUGGGAACGUGCUGUGCGUUUCGAAAAGAUAAUCAGCUUCUUUUUUUCUACCUCGAAGCUGUUUUACGGAUUUAAUUAAGGAUUUUUGUGAUAUUUUUUUAAUGAACAUUUUUUUCUUUGACGACCUUUAUUUUUUAAUGAACUUAUUCUCGAGCAGUUUGAAAUGGUAUUCUAUGUGUAUCUACAUCUUUUUUAUACGUUGUAUGAACGAUAACAAACUAUGUAAAUCGAUUCACUCUCUUUGAGGUUAUCAAUAACGAGAUUUAUAUCUUCUUAUCCGAUAAGUUUCGAAAGCACGCUCGUGUGCACGAGCAUACACGAUCAAUCACGAUUUAGUUAGCGAGUUCCGUAGGUAAAGGCACUGUUUAAAUCGUGGGAAGCGACUUUGAGUGCAUGGAUAGUAGGCACUCACAAUCAGAUCGGAGGAUCUCACUCGUGUUUCCUCCUUUGUCGCUCGACAUUUUCCAACCACCGUGUGCAGCAGCACCUUGCAUGAUACUGCAUGCCAUUGUCAUUAGUUACUCUUGCGUGUAAUCGAAUCGUCGUCCAAUUCCAUCGUCGUCGCUCGUCAAAGAGUAAUCUACGUAAUGAAAAAAGAGCCCUUUCUUCUUUCUCUCCUUUUUUUUUUCGUAGAAGAUAAAUAGAGGUAUUAAUCCGAGAGUUGCUUUUCGGCGAGCUGAACGACGCGAAGAACCUACGAAACCUUCCACCCCGACGGAUGCAAUGCGAGGCAGAUCGAAAGGAAAACUAACAAAAGCACAGCGUGAGCCUUCAGCUUACGUCGUAGUCAUCGAUAAACUUCCUCGCUCGUGUUUAUCGCGAUUUUCGAAUGAAAGUUCGAUCGUUAACAUUGUAACAUCUCUCGCGGGAUGACUCGAGCAAGCUGAACGCUCAUGUCCUCACAGAGAGGCUUUCUUUAACGGAGCCUCUUGCCAAACAAGCUUCGGUGCUUGCAUUGGUGGUGAGUUCACCGAUGUUUCUCUGGCAAGCCAUGCGGCUCGUGUCGCGUCAUUUGUUCAUUGUCGCACGCGCGGCUGCGAGGCUACUCCACUGAUCUUCGUUAUCUUUCUAUCUUUUUCUAUCUUUCUUUCCUCCUUCUUGUAUUACCACAUCUCUCUUGUAUAUCUCGCUGUUUACACUAAUUUCCGAUCGCAUCGAUUAACGCUAUUUUCUCGCCAGCUUUUCGAUUCUCCUUUUCAAAUGGCAAUUACGUGUACGAAGAAACGUCGAUUAUUUUGAAACGCAUUGUUACGAGGAAUUGCUAAGUGACAAAAAUUGGGCCUACCUAUGUACAUAUGCUGUAUUCUAAUACGAAUCAUAUCAUCUUUAUCGAUCGUUUCUUACGGAUUUAGAUAGGAGCUUGUUCUAAGUCUCUUAGGAUUAUUCUGGUUACGCGUAUGUACGUGCGUGUGUACUCGAUCGUAUUUUAUUCUAUCACGAGUCAUAUCAUUGUUACAAAUCGUUUUACCGGCUAACGUAGCUAGCUGUUAUCGAUAUUUAGGAUUACACGGAGAAUGUACGUAGUACGUAGGUCUUAGUUAUGUAAUGGUAAUUAUAUGGUAUCCUUAUUUGGAUCAUCGACAGAAAUCAUAUCACUGAAGCUUUAUUCGCACCAGCAAGCAAAGGAAAUUCGUUUUAUUGUUAUCCUCUUGGAAAACUUCUCUUCGGAAAACUAUCUCUUCGAUAUUAAUCUCGAGAGGUAAAAGAUAAUUCGAGAUCGUGCUGGAAACGACUCAUUUCUUUUUCGCGUAGCAAGACUACGUGGGAAUUAACGCGAUAAAAUCAGAGAUAUUCAAGGACGUUUCUUCGUUCCAAGCGUUUGGAGUUAUUGCGAUCAGAAAUAUCACACAUUAAUCUAUAACAAAAUUUAUAAAACGGCGAAUUCAAUCAACAUAUGUAAUAAUUGUUACGUUCAAAUCUGGCCUCGCAGCCGAAAGAUAUCCACGUAUAUUCGUUAUUUGAUAAAUGAUAUGCAACAAUAAUGUUACGAAUAAUGUUAUGUAAGAAAACAAAGAAAUCAGACACAGAGAAGUCCUUCUGUAACGCGAUGAAAAAUUCGAUAAAAAAAACUAUCUGCGUUGUAAAAAGAAUUAUACUUUCCCUUGUUUCGACGAUGCACUAGUCAUAAAAUACAAUACUUGUAAAGGAGUUUGCGCAAUCGUUCGAUAAAACAGUCUCGAUAAGAAAUUCUGAAAGAAAUUCUUCUCGCAGAUGAUGGUAUUGAUUGUAGGUAGAACGUCUAGUAAGAGGGAUUAUAAUUUAUUAAUAAAAGAAAUAUCGUUAA
This is a messenger RNA of Vespula vulgaris, 4354 nucleotides long. RefSeq names its product protein quiver (gene qvr). The record is from RefSeq and is a predicted model, not a curated record. Lineage: Eukaryota; Metazoa; Arthropoda; Insecta; Hymenoptera; Vespidae. The transcript is spliced from 6 exons. Gene Ontology annotation, biological process: positive regulation of voltage-gated potassium channel activity; regulation of synaptic transmission, cholinergic; sleep. The coding region runs from base 682 to 1164 and encodes 160 amino acids.